Pseudomassariella vexata is the source of this 654-nucleotide messenger RNA. RefSeq lists its product as uncharacterized. NCBI's taxonomy places the organism in Eukaryota, Fungi, Ascomycota, Sordariomycetes, Amphisphaeriales, Pseudomassariaceae. The record is from RefSeq and is a predicted model, not a curated record. The coding region runs from base 1 to 654 and encodes 217 amino acids. The transcript is spliced from 3 exons.
AUGAAUCCCACCGCAACCCCUUCUAUCGCCACUCAAGUUGCUCCUCCUCCCGCCUACCUAACGAUCAGCAUUGUCAACUCCCACAUCGGUGCCAUCUCCACUUUCCACCAACUGCAGACCAAACCCAAUGGAGUCGUCGCCCCUUCCCCUUGGGGUGGUGUUCCUGUCCCUGGAACUGUGGCUUGCGGUUCGUCUGCCUCGAUGGCUGUACCGACCAACUGGGCUGGAAUCGUCCUCGUCAGCGAUGCCUCGCACAAGAUCACCGACAACGACAGUGGCAUUGAGGCCAACUUUGUCAGCUGGGGCCCAGACUUUGAGAAUGGAAAUGCGAUUGGCACGGUGGAUGUCACCUUUGUUGGUGGCUUCUCUGUCCCCAUCGUCUGCUCCUGUGCUGGAAAGGUCCAGACGGGUUGCAAUAAGGACCUGUUCAAGCUGGGUACUUGUCCUUCUGCCGUCACCGAAGGAGCAUGUGCCAACCCCCUUCGUGGCGACUUGGGCGUCACACAAGCCAACCCAUUCUUCGCACCUUGCCAGCACGCUGCAUACGCGUACGAGGAAGACCACGCGGCUGUUUCGGCGGGAGAGUGCCAAGAAGGCCACAUCAACUGCUGCGUCGGCACGGCCUGCCCUCCCAACCCUGAUCAACCCGCUUAA